Molecule: messenger RNA, 2942 nt
Organism: Rubroshorea leprosula
Lineage: Eukaryota; Viridiplantae; Streptophyta; Magnoliopsida; Malvales; Dipterocarpaceae
Source: the annotation of a GenBank genome assembly
AUGGUGGGUUUAUUUGUUAUCAUCCUUUAGUUGUUGCACCUUCAGUAAUGUUCUUUUUAUCUGUCUGUACAGUGUUCUCUACUCCUCUCUUCCAUGGUGGGAAUUAGAAAGGAAAUUGCCAUUGUUAGGGCUAAAAGCAAGCUGCCAUUAACUCAAAUUGGUGCAAAAUUUUCAUCAAGCACAAGGAACUUACUUUGGACCAGAUACCAGCAAGGAUAAUUAAAUCAAAAGAUCAUUCCACUAUUUUUAAAUUAAUAUUUAUUAUAUAUUUUCAACAAAAUUUAUUCAUUUGAAAAGUCCAAGCACAUAUGGUGUCUAUUUCCAAUAAAACUUUAGGCUCCAUUUAAAAAACUCAAAAUUUGAACUGAUUUAUAAAGGAAAAUUUUUUUUUAAGUCAUGUGAAUAUAACCCAUUCAGGGAAUUUUAAUUUGGACCAAUGCUCUAAUGGUACAAAAAAAUGAUUGGAAAUAGAAGAAAAAGGAUUUAGCUUGACUUCAACUAAUUUGCAAUUUCUGAGAGGAUUCCAAAUGAUUAAAGAAAGCAUAGUUUCAAGUGGUUUCUUGGGUGGCAUCAUUGUCCUGUUGAGAUUGUUGGAUCUGCACAUGGGUUUCCUUAUGGCAUCAUUGACCUGUUGAGGACUUUGACAUUUCUCAUGGGUCUGUGCUGUAUAAAACUGAUGAACAAUCUGUUUGAAGUCUUAAAUAUGGGUGCAGGGUUGCAGAUCAAAUCCUUAAACUUGUUCCAAAUGUUGAGCACUUCCGGACAGCACUCAGAUGUUUGAAGCUUUAGGUGAAAAGACGUGGUGUAUAUUCUCAUGUAACUGGAUUUUUAGGAGGUGUUAAUUGGGCUCUCCUAGUUGCACGUGUCUGCCAGCUCUAUCCCAAUGCAAUUCCCAGGUUGCUGGUUUCGCGAUUUUUCAGAGUGUAUAUGCAGUGGUGGUGGCCAAAUCCUGUGAUGCUGUGUCCAAUAGAAGCAGAUGAACUAGGUUUAACUGUAUGGGAUCAUCAGAGGAAUCCUCGUGACAGGUUGCAUCACAUGCCCAUAAUAACUCCUGCAUACCCAUGCAUGAACUCUAGCUAUAAUGUCUCUCUAAGCACUCUUCAUGUUAUGAUGGAACAGUUUAAAUGUGGUAACAGGAUGUGUGAGGUAAGAAUGCCUGGUAAUUUUAUUUUCCAUUUGCCCUAAAAUUGAGCAAUGCCGCACUACUUUUGUAAUUCUGUCCUGUUGUAGGAGAUUGAGCUGAACAAAGUGCAAUGGAGUGCUUUGUUUGAGCCAUAUCUUUUCUUUGAGGCAUAUAAAAACUAUCUACAACUUGACAUGGUUGCAUCAGAUGCUGAUGAUUUGCUGGGAUGGAAGGGCUGGGUGGAGUCACGCCUUAGACAGCUUACUUUGAAGAUAGAGCGAGACACAAAUGGGAUGUUGCAGUGUCAUCCUUACCCAAAUGAGUAUGCAGAUACAUCCAAGCAGUUCCCACAUUGUGCUUUCUUCAUGGGCUUGCAGAGGAAAGAGGGAGUGAAUGGUCAGAAAGGUCAGCAAUUUGAUAUACGUGGGACGGUUGAAGAGUUCAGGCAAGAGAUACAUGGGUAUGUGUUCUGGAAACCAGGAAUGGAAAUUUUUGUUUCUCAUGCUCGGAGGAAGCAGCUUCCUGCCUUUGUUUAUCCUGAUGGGUAUAAACUACCGCAAUCAUCGAGGCCUCUAAGCCAGCAGGGUGGAAGAACCUCUGAAUAUGUUACACAGUCUCAGUCUGGUUCUGCAGAGACAAAUUAAGAGAAAGCAUGAUGAUGGUUUAGUAGAUUCUAAACCUGAGAAGCGGGCCUCUAUCAGUCCCCAGAGGCUUGAGGUUGUUUCUCCAGAAAGUAAUACAAUUAUGUCUGGUGGAAGAUCUCAUGUUAGUUUUGAUGAAGCAGCUACAUCAGAAUGCGCAACAAAUGGGGAUGUUGAUUGCAAUUCUGUGGUUAGGUCAUUAACUGAGCAGGCAGACAGUGGAAAGGGAACUUUGGGUUUUACCAACCAACUGGGGAAAACUGUUGAUUGUAAUCUUGCUACCUUAAGCAAGCAGACGUCUUUAGAUGUACAUGAAUUUUCGUUGGUUAGGAAUGAUGUAACCUCAGCUGAAGCAGUCGAAACCAUUCCAAGUUUCAUAUACUAUACCCUCCCUCUAAGUUUCAUAUGAUUUCAAUGUUGUUCAGAACCUGACUUGUCUUGUAACUUCGUCUUUGUUGGGUAGCCAAAUAUCACACUUGGGAAGUUUGUGAAAUCUCAAGGUCAAGCUAGGUCAGAAACUUUGCAGAAGCCGGUGAUGAGGCAUGUGUUUUUGAAACCUGUGUUUUGUAUAUGGGAAUUAUGAUCUCUUUAUACUGUUUUUUUGGUUCGUGGUUCCUUUUAGCAGGUUGAGUUUGAAGUCGACAGCCUAAUGCUUGGGAGGUGAUGCAUGCCAUGAAAUAGUCCUUGCGGAAGGAGAGCUAGCCAGCACCAUGGUAAGUGCCAAUUAAUUGCUGGCUUUCACUAUGGUUUUACAGGUAUGCGCUGGAGUGCUUUUAUGAGCUUGGAGCGUGGUAGGCCGUGUGCAGAGCUCUGCUGACACAAGAAGCUAAUGAAUUAUAUUGGUUCUCUGAGGGCACUUGUCUUGUCAUUUGCUGCCCUGUUUGUGCUGUCGCGGCAUAUUUCUUGGUUUUGUUUUAUGAGAAUGGAUCAUUAAGCGGUAAAAUGUGUAAAUUGACCUGUGGCUUGGGUUGUCAAUUUGGGUUUUUAAGGGUUUCGAUUCUUGUAUCAUUUAGAUCUCAAAACCUUUAUUCAAAUUUUUGUACACUACGCCUCCUUGUAAUACAGUUCAUUAGCUGUUUCUUGUUAUCUAAUGUUUUCCUCUUUUGGCUCUUCUCACAGCUUUUCUUGCAGAUAACCCUGCUAUUGUCAAAUGUCUGCAAGAAAUUUAUAGAUCAAGU